UCUUUCGCAAGCCCUGCCAAUCCCGUGAACAAGGAGGUGUUUCCUGGACUUGAAGUCCCCAGCUAGCUACAAUGUGACCGUUUCAAGUAUCCUAAUGCAUUGCAGUGACAGAUCAGACACAUGCAAGCUGCCUAAAUGGAAGGGUCGAACAAUAACAACAACAGCAAUAAACAGAAAGUCCUGCCUAAAGUCAAGGAAUUAUUCAAGAACCAGCGGAAAGAAUCCGAGGGUUCUGUGGAAUCCCCAAGCCUGGAGUUUGAAUAUGGAGACACUGACAGCAUCACUGCAGAGCUUUCAGAACUUUACAGCUACACUGAAGAACCUGAAUUUGCCUUAAACAGAGAUUGUUUUGAAGAAGAUUUCAGGACCCAAGUGAAGGACAAGAGAUGGAUAGAACUGGACAUUCCAGAUCAGAAGGCCUAUGUGAUGAGGCUGCUGGAUGCACUGGAGGUUACUAAUAGAGAUAAAAGGCUGAAGGUGUCGAGGGCCAUUCUCUACCUAGUACAAGGUGUGUUUGGUGAGUGCGAUUGUGAACUGGACGUGCUCUAUUGGUCUCGUCACAACACCUUCCUUCUAUAUGAAAUGGGGACCUUCACUGCCCUCUUAGAGCUGCUCAGCAUGGAAAUAGAUAAUAACCAGGCUUGCAGCAGUGCAGUGAGGAAGCCAGCUAUUUCUCUAGCAGACAGCACAGAGCUCAGAGUCCUCUUAAGCAACAUGUACCUCAUGGUGGAAACCAUUCGCCUGGAGACUGAAGAUGACAAGUCAGAGUGGCGGUCUGUCAGAGAGACCUUCAGAACAGAACUGAGUACCCAGGUGUACAAUGGAGAACCUUUUGCUCUGCUUCUCUUUACAAUGGUUACCAAGUUCUGCAGCAUGAAUGCUCCUCACUUCCCCAUGAAGAAGGUCCUUCUCCUCCUCUGGAAGACAUUGCUGUUUACUCUCGGUGGCUUUGAGGACCUGCAAGACAUGAAGGUAAAGACCCGGGAGGCACUGUGUCUGCCUCCCCUCUCUGAGAACAGUAUCAAGGUAGUGCGGAGCAUGAGGGCAGCCUCCCCCCCGGCCUCCGCCAUGGAGCUCAUGGAGCAGCAGCAGCAGCAACAGAGACGGGGGCGCAGCAGCCGCAAGCCCUUGGUGAAACAGGACAGCCUGGAAACCUAUAAUGAGCGUGACCCAUUCAAGAACGACGAAGCGCGGGACGAUGAGGAGGACAACGACGAUGCGGACAGCGGGAUUGAGGGUGAGGUGGGUCUCCUGGACAGAGACGUCAUCAUCCAGCCCCCUCCCCCUCCCCCUCCCCUCAGACCUCCCUCAGAGAGAGUGUCCUUCCCCAGGGGGCUGCCUUGGGCACCCAAAGUCAGAGAAAAGGAUAUUGAACACUUUUUGGAAACAAGCAGAAACAAAUUCAUCGGCUUCACCCUGGGAAAUGAUAUUGACACCCUGGUGGGGUUGCCAAGACCCAUCCAUGAAAGUGUGAAAACGCUCAAACAGCACAAGUACAUCUCCAUUGCAGAGGUCCAGAUCAAGAAAGAGGAUGAAUUGCAGCAGUGCCCAAUGACCUUGGGAGAAGAAGAGGUAGAAGAGAGCCCAACUGAAAUUCUUUACCAGGGAAUGUUAUCCAACCUGUCUCAGUAUGUGAUUGCCCUGUUGAAACUUCUGCUUGCUGCUGCCCCUACCUCAAAGGCCAAGACGGACUCGAUCAACAUCCUGGCUGAUGUGUUACCUGAAGAAAUGCCCAUCACAGUCCUGCAAAGCAUGAAGCUGGGAAUCGAUGUGAACAGACAUAAGGAAAUUAUUGUCAAGGCCAUAUCUGGGCUCCUCCUGCUGCUGCUAAAGCACUUUAAACUCAACCACAUCUACCAGUUUGAAUAUGUUUCCCAGCACUUGGUGUUUGCCAACUGUAUACCUUUAAUACUGAAGUUUUUCAACCAGAACAUCAUGUCUUACAUCAGUGCUAAAAACAGUGUCUGUGUUCUGGAUUUUCCACAUUGUGUGGUUCAUGAGCUACCUGAGUUAACUGCUGAAAGCCUGGAAGCUGGAGACAACAACCAGUUCUGCUGGCGGAACCUCUUCUCUUGCAUCAACCUGCUGCGGAUUCUAAACAAGCUGACUAAAUGGAAGCAUUCAAGGACAAUGAUGCUGGUGGUUUUUAAAUCCGCUCCAAUCCUGAAACGUUCCCUGAAGGUGAAGCAGGCUAUAAUGCAGCUGUAUGUUUUGAAACUGUUGAAAAUCCAGACCAAAUACCUCGGCCGUCAGUGGAGAAAGAGCAACAUGAAAACCAUGUCCGCCAUCUAUCAGAAAGUACGCCAUCGCCUCAACGAUGACUGGGCCUAUGGAAAUGAUAUUGAUGCCCGUCCCUGGGAUUUCCAAGCUGAGGAGUGUGCGCUGAGAGAGAGUAUUGAAAAGUUCAACAGCCGCAGAUACGACAAGAACCAGAACACAGACUUCACACCGGUGGAUAACUGUUUGCAGAGCGUGCUGGGACAGAGAAUGGAGCUCCCGGAGGACUUCCAUUUCAGCUAUGAAAUGUGGUUGGAGAGGGAGGUUUUCUCACAGCCAAUCCAAUGGGAAGAGCUCCUGCAGACAAAAUAAGCAUGGAGGAUCUUUACUCCAAAGUUCAACAUUUUGUACGUCUUUGUUUUUUGUGAAAACUAUACAUUUUACAAAACUGGUACCCAAAGCAGAUACUGGUUUGGAUAAUUUAAGAACCCCAAAAGAGUGUUUAAAUUGCCUAAAAGUUUUGUAACAUUUUUGGAUUUUACCUGGAUUGAAAUUGUACUCUGGCAUAAAACCUCUGAUAAAUCCGGCCCAUGAUAGUGGCAUGUCUCACUUUAAAUUAGUCUGCCUUGGUGUGCCUUUGACACACAGGAUUUUAUAUGUUCUCUUUUAUAGUAUAGUAAAAAAUAUUACCAUUCUUGUUCCUUGAAACAGGUCUGUUUUGAACUAGUAUAACUGAAACCAUGAGUGUUCAUGUCAUAUUGAGUUACAAAGUCUUUUUCUUACACUUUAAUGAUAACAAUCACUCUGAGUUCUGUGGUUCCCUUGUUGAAUUAAUAAGGGAAUAUUUCUGAGAGCUUUCUCCAGAUAGAAGACAAUCAUUAUUUGUGUUGGUGCAAAAACAGAUGUUGUUUCCACAGUAAAUACCUGACAAAUGAACAACUCGCUGCUUCUCAGGAAGACUGUGAAGAAGAUUUGAAAUAAUUAAUAAGACGCUGAGUGGACUUUAAAAUGGUUUCAUGACACAAAGUCGGACAUGCGCCAGUGCACUUAAAUGGAGUUUAAUGUUGAUCUUAUGUGAUUCAACGAUCAUUUCACUUAACUUCUGGCAGGUAAAAGCUGAUUUGUUGACCACAGAGUCUGAACUCCCUUUAGAUUGUAUGUGAGGUACGCAAAAUGAUCUUUUGUAGUCCUUGGAAGGGACUUACUGGGUUUCAGAGCUGUAACUGGUCUAAUAAAGUGUGGUUACACCGUCUUUCAUUUCAAUUCUCAGUAUCAGUAUGGCAGUUUCUUUAAUUGUAUUUUGUGCCAGUAUCAAAUUGCUUUCUCAAUAGCAAAUAGCAAGGCUAUUUCAUUACAGAAAGAAAGCAUCAGAAAUGAUGAUAGCCGUCACAGUCAGCCUUUGAUAGCUGCAGUAUUUGUAUUGGUGGAGCACUGAGUGACAACAGGGUUUAAUUACCACUAUGAACUUCUGCAUUAAGUUCCUGGGUUCAAUACAUCAGGCUAUUACAUAUCCUCACUGUCUGGGCUCAAAGUGAGAGCCAUGUGCUCCAUUUUAACCACUGCAACCCACACUUUCAUGGCAGUUUCAGUAAAUAAACGUGUUUGUGUGUGUGUGUGUGUGAGUGUGUGUGUGUGUGUGUGUGGACACUUGGGAGAGCUGGUGGCUGUGCCUCUAAACAAGCUGUACUCUUGAGAACAAUCUCUUGAACAUGUAAGAGGCCUUGGUGAGAUUAUAUGAUAACUAUUUAUCCAAGAAAUGAUUCACAAACUGGUGCUCACUUUUUUCCCCAGCUGUUAGCAAAGUAUAUACAUUAUCCUUAUGAAAAGCAACAGCUGUAAAUGUUUAGCUGGUCUUUUCAGAGAAGUAUCAUUCUCUAAGCUAUAUAGUAUUCUAGUUUUACAACAAACCCCUGUAUAUUAUUUUAAAUAUGUGGUGGGUAUCACCAUGUAUGUUUCUUAGUGAAUAAUUUUUAAUUUUAGAAAACUUGUUUGCGACAUAUUGUUUGUGUUUACAGUGCCACAUUUCUUUUCCAAAACAUUCAGGGUGUUUCAAGACAUUUUGCUGUUUACAAUCUCAAAUGUGUUAAUACAAAUGUGUCAUUGUUUGACUUGAUUGAGGUCCUUAUUGUACCUUUUAUAUAAUGUGAUAAUAUACACUGUCGGAAGCGUGUUUUCUUACUGUGUUAAUACAAUGAUGCAACUUGGAAUUACAGUAUCAUAUUUAUAUAACUUUGUAUUUAUCUGUGUUUUUCUUUUUUUUUUGUUUGUUUUAACAGAAAGUUCACCAACAUGUAUAACUUAAUGUCACUGUCGUGUUUUUUCUGAGUUAUGUGCAAUCAAUGGUGUAAAAAAAAAAAUAAUAAUAAUAAUAUAAAUUAAUAAAGUUGCCAAAAAUAACU
Acipenser ruthenus (sterlet) is the source of this 4616-nucleotide messenger RNA. Its product is annotated as striatin-interacting proteins 2-like. The record is from RefSeq and is a predicted model, not a curated record. The transcript has 21 exons. Gene Ontology annotation, biological process: cytoskeleton organization. NCBI's taxonomy places the organism in Eukaryota, Metazoa, Chordata, Actinopteri, Acipenseriformes, Acipenseridae. Gene Ontology annotation, cellular component: cytosol. Bases 136 to 2589 code for a protein of 817 amino acids.